UUCGCUUGAAAUCUCCCGCUUACCAGCUUGCAUUACAGAAUCGAUUCCAUGCUCUGCAGUAUUGCUCGCUGAUUAGAGAAACUGUAGCGCAGGCCAUUUCGUAGAGGUUCUGAUAAUGCUUCAGCUUGCGGUGAACUCGUAGAUGUAGCUGAAAGGAAAAUUCAUGAAGCUCACAUUGCCAUGAAUUUAACUGCUUUGCAUUUGAAAACCUUCUAAAGUGGAACACCAUUUGCUUCCUGUGAGACCGGUAUCACACCUGACUACCUUUGAUUGCCCAAGGCUCGACUGCCUGACAGAAGCCUUUUCGAGAUUCUGCCUCAGGUUACUCUGAAAACAGUAGUUCAAUGUAUGAGGUGUGGAGUGGUCAAAGCACGAUGAGUGAGGUGCUAUCUAAUUGGGCCUUCUUAUCACCAGGUUGAAGGCUCUUCAUUGGCCGCUUGACAAUUAUUGUUGGGUUGUGCUUAUUUGAUCAUAUUAAGUUCCUCACCAGAAACUGAUUUUGGAGAAGCAGUUAGGUUAUCGUUAGGAUUCCUUCCUCUUUCAGAAUUGCUGCUGUAGCUUCGCUUCAAUCCUGGAUUAUCACUAUCUGGUAACACGAGUCCGUAGAGCUAAUCGCUCCAGGUGGUGGGUCUGCAGUUCAGAUCAAGGUGGGUGGUGUUUGGGGCGGUCAAACGGACGAACCAGGAGGAGGGAUGAAUCCAAGCUCUUGGAAGCCUUUGGAAGCUUCUCCACAACGAAUUCAGCCAGGUGUUGUGCAUCGGAGCUGGUCGAUACGAGCUCUACGACAUUAUGUUGUUACGAUUCUGGUGAUAGCCCUCUCAACAGCUUUAAUACCCUGGCUUCAAGUUCUGAAAUCGAAGACUGUUCGUCUUGAGGAAUCAUACGUUGUGCUUCCCCUGUUCGUCAGAGAUUAUAGGCUGGACAAAGGUAACUUAUCAAGUAGUGGAUAUGGAAUGCCUGUCAACACAAAUCGACGAUUGUUAGUGUGGCCCUUAGACUAUAUAGCUCCGCGGGAUGGGCCCUCAUUACCUCCAUGGGACCCCAGGAUAAAUACAUGGGAGGUCCAUAGACAUCUAUCUGAGGUCGAGGCACUUCUUUUUGUGAAAAUGACCGUGGCUAAUGUAACUUAUUUUUUGGAUCUCGAUUUUAGAGGCUAUUUCAGUUGGAUAAACUGCAAUUGGAAAGACAAAAGGAAGAGAAAUACCUUUUCAAAACUGAUCGAUGUACUUAAACCAAAACAACUGCAUGGUCCCAAUGGACUGUACGUUCCAACGGAUGAGAAUUGGUGCAAUUCCAAGUUGUGUGAGCAGCUGAACUCAUAUGAAAACAUGUCAGCUUCCUGUGAUCCAGAUUUUUGCAACUUUCUGGGCUCAUAUGGAAAGGAGGAUAUUGUAGGAAUCCUGUCAAGGGACAACGUAGUCCUCAGCAACUACAGUAUACCUAGCAAUGACCCACAUUACAGACUCGUGAAGAUGACAUUUGGGUGCGUGUAUAAACGCCACUCAAAAGCAACAUUGAAAAGAAUGAAAUAUAAAGAAAAGUUGAGUAGUGACGGUGUUUUGGGAUUGAAUCUGCGACCCCUUUCAUUUCCCAGCCAGUUAGACGAGAAGAACAUAGCUGAGCAUAGUAUAGCUCUAUGCUUGGCCAACACUAAUGGCGUUUUUGCUGGAUAUGUCAUUUUUGGUUUCCCACUAACGCUACUUGGUGAUAACAUGCGUUGGGCGCUUCUUGAACACAGUGAUGUUUCAAUUUGUUGCAGAGGGGAUUAUCAGGUGACGUUAUACAAUAUUAAGUACGGUGAUCAGAUGGUACUUCUUGGUGACGUAUCAAGGAGGCAUAGUAACUAUAUCAUUCUAGAUGGCAGCUCACGCUUCACAUAUUUGGCAGAUGAAAUUUUUGUCUUUUUCGUGAAGAUAGUGGAGAGUUGGGCAAGAAAAGCAGGUUAUGAAUCACAGAAAAUUGAAGAAGAAGAAGGGACUUGUUGGAGUUUUUGGAAGGCCACUGUGAAGGAGGAUGAGCUUAUUCAGGGCUUCAAGAAUGUCACGUUUCUGCUCGGUAGCACGAUUCCCCGCAGUGAGCUGGUCAUUAAGCCAGAGAAUUACAUCAUUAGCCCGGCAGAAGGUUUGGUAUGCCUUGCAUUUCGAAGUUCAAAUUCCAUCAACCAGCCCGGAAUGAACAUUCUAGGAGGAAUGGCUAUGAAAGAGCACAUCACACUGGUAGACAAGAUGACCAAGCGAGUUGGGUGGCUAGACGAUCAGACUUGUAGACAAAAUAGAUUGGAGAAAAUGAGGACGUGGACAACAGAUCGGCCUGAUCCUAACCACAAAUGCAAUCCAUUCAAUUUCGAGUGUAAUUAAGCAGAUAUGAGAUGCCGCUUCUCUAACGAAAAGAUUAGCUGGGCUUGGAGUCUUCUGGCAUUAUCAGACUCAAAGAAAAGUGCUGUUAUCCUCUUGUUAAGUUUGACUGCUCAGAAAAAGACCGUGGAUUUUUUAAGAAUCUCUUAAGAACAAGGAUGUAUACAAAAUCAAAUUUUUGGAGAAGAAUAGCUGCUUGCUAUGUUACUAGUUAGCCAUAGCUCUAGUAUGUGCAGAGAAUCAGUAGCUUCAUAGUUUAUUUAAGUCUGUAACUAGCUUUUCCUUUCCUCAAAUUUCAGUUUGAAGUGAUGCUGUUCUUACUUGAAGAUCAAAAGUCGCAUUUACUAUACUACUUGACCUAUAUUACUUUUAUUAUUUGCAAGCCUCCAUGAUAUUGGAAUUGAAGGUAGGUUGUAUCCUUCCAAUACAAUUCAUCGAAAUAAUUUGGAAAUUUUGUGCAA
Molecule: messenger RNA, 2815 nt
Organism: Physcomitrium patens
Lineage: Eukaryota; Viridiplantae; Streptophyta; Bryopsida; Funariales; Funariaceae
Source: RefSeq, a predicted model, not a curated record